Molecule: messenger RNA, 893 nt
Organism: Zophobas morio
Lineage: Eukaryota; Metazoa; Arthropoda; Insecta; Coleoptera; Tenebrionidae
Product: vesicle transport protein SFT2B-like
Exons: 2
Coding region: 233-718 (161 amino acids)
Biological process (GO): vesicle-mediated transport
Cellular component (GO): membrane
Source: RefSeq, a predicted model, not a curated record
CACAACUUGUUUUGACACUUGACAGUUCGACGUACAUGAAACUUUAAUCCGUUAACCUGUUGCAUUCUCAAAUCUAUCUGUUCUUUGAUAACUUUCAAAUAUCUCCGUUAUCACUGAUACAACACAGCACAGUAAUCAAGUGAUUCAUAUCUAGUUAACGUACAUCUGUCGAUAAAAUAAAACGCACCAACAGUGCCAACACCAAAUAUAAACAGAAACCCCAAUCAAAACAAUGGAUAAGUUGAGACGAGUGCUCGGAGGCAACGAUUCUCCAGAUGAAGAGAGCGGAAUAAUGUCGCAGCUAAAUGAAACCACAACAUUAAGUUGGUCAACAAGACUGAAAGCAUUUCUUUUUUGUUUUAUCUUAGGAAUACUGUUAUCAUUUCUUGGAUCCUUUGCCCUUUUUUUAAGCAGAGGCCUAUCAGUCUUCGCCGUGUUCUACACCCUGGGAAAUAUACUAUCCAUGGCUAGCACGUGUUUCCUCAUGGGACCUUUUAAUCAAAUCAAAAAAAUGUUUGCCUCAACGAGAGCAAUAGCCACAAUUCUUGUCAUUGCGUCGUUUAUCUUAACGUUGAUAGCCGCUCUUGUGCUACAUAAUGCUAUCUUAGCUUUAGUAUUUAUUAUAAUUCAGUCAUUGGCGAUGACAUGGUAUUCGUUGUCGUACAUACCAUAUGCCAGAGAUGCCGUAAAGAAGACUUUUGUCGCGUGUAUAGGGUAAACAUGAGGAUAUCAAAAUAUGUGUUUGAGUACCUACGUGCAUAUUUAAUGUUGUAAUCUAUGUCAAUUUUAAACCCCUCCACUGAUGAUGUAUUUAUUUUGAUACUCUUUACAUAUGUAUUUGGACUUUAUUGUUAUUAUAUUUAAUGUUAUAAAUGAUAAAUAAGUGGAAGUAA